Daphnia pulex (common water flea) is the source of this 1253-nucleotide messenger RNA. RefSeq lists its product as uncharacterized. The transcript has 2 exons. Lineage: Eukaryota; Metazoa; Arthropoda; Branchiopoda; Diplostraca; Daphniidae. The record is from RefSeq and is a predicted model, not a curated record. The coding region runs from base 423 to 965 and encodes 180 amino acids.
UCGAAGAUGAAGGGAAAAACUGUGUGCUGGUGACAUCAUGAAGAGUACCAAUAGAUUUACAACAUGACUUUUGAUUAAAUUAUUUUCGAUCAAGUUUAGGAAUUGAGGAUUGUAAAAUCACUGGAAGAAGGGGGAUGUUGCCUUCUUAUUCAAACCCAAAAUCAGGUUGAUUGGGAUGAUUGUUGAUAGAGAAUUAUUAGAGCUGGGCUGUAAUUUUUCACAACAACCAAUUCGUCUGUUUAGCUGCCCAAACUAAUGGCUAUGACUAAAGUAACGGUAUUAAAGCGAUACUCGAUCAAUACGGGUUUGAAUAGAAACCAUACGACUUUCGGAUUUCACAACAGAAGAAACGAGGGCGAAAAAUUUACACGUUAUUACUGAUAACCAUUUCUUUUUCUUUACCAACCUCGGUUGUACGCCAAAUGACCUGUUUAUUAGUACCGGUCAUCUCAGCUCUCACCUGUUGGAUGACUUCCAAUUUGCUGAAGUUUAAGUUUCACCAUCAUUGCGGAAUCUCGUCGGGGACUAUGAAAAGGAGAUCCUCGAUUUCGAUUCACAGCAGUUCUUCCAUUUCAACUGAACUAUCAAGUCGUGUUCCAGUACCGUCAACCCGAGAAUUAAAAAUGAUGAAAUUGUUUCUCAUUUCUCUGAUCGGUGCCAUUUCCAUGACAACUGUGUCCGCUCGCUUGUGGGAAUAUUCCGACAAUAACCAGGUUCGGUGGUCGACAAAUUGUAAUUUCCUUGGCAGCGACUACCUGCAAAUUUUUGCAGCCAACGACCAGUGUGGAAAAAUUUGCCUGGACAACUGGGGUUGUACUCAUUUCACCGCCAGUCGAACUACCUGUUCUCUAAAAAGGAAUACGAAUGGGUGGACUGAAAGCUUUUCUCGCAAUGAAGUCUGUGGAUUCAUCCCUGGCCGCAGCACCCAAAGCGUUGAACCUCGAAAACCCAUUGUUAAAAAUUAAGGAGUUAUAACAAAAGAUUUGAGUACAAUUUGUGCUCUCUCUUUGUUGUACCGGAAGACGAAGAUUCUCACAUUUUUAUAGAAGUUUUUUACGUUUUUAAAUGACAUAUAAUCUUUAAUUCUUUACGUUUUCUUACGAAAUUGACGUGGGUGCAAUAAUCAUGGUUUAUUUUUAAAAAUUUCAAUUUUAGCUACUUUACUAUCAGUUUGUCAUUUUCGCAAUCAGUGCUAUUGAAUUUUGAAUAAUUCUCUCAUUCGUGUUGGCAUAAUACAGUAUCUAAAGGCCAAA